AUGCUCGAAGACGAGCUGUUGCGAUUUUGCCAAGAGGCACAGGAGGGCUUGGAGAACGGCGAAUACGAGUGGCUCACGCACGUCAGAGGUGUGAAUGCCACAACUAUGGCCCGCAGAGUCAUGCAUGCCCUGAGAUGGGGAAGGCGAGACGCAUCACAUGGACUGCUCUUCACGAAAAAGGCCUUCCACGAGCAGAAUUCCACCUUGCUUCUGUGGAGCGGGGUUCCUGCUUCAUCGCGGGAGAAGCGGUUGGAAUCCGGUGACAAUGACUCUAUCCAGACACCAUUUGGCAGCAUUCUGGAGAGGAUCAGGAGCAAGGACUCUGAUGAACAGCUCUUGCAAGGAUGCGAGUGGCCUGAGCAGGAGCCAAUCUGGCAAGCAGCUUCAGAUGCCGUCGUCUGGCGAAGUGGAGAUUCUUUGGUGCGCUUUCUGGUGAACAAACCCUUGAGCGGCCAUGGAACUUUGCGGGAGAGCAUCUUCUUCCGCGCCGAGCUCCCCACGCUCGCUAGGUAUCCGCCCACUGAGGGCCUGCGGGUGCUCAACGAACACCCUGUCGUCAAGUGCCGCCACCUCAUGCCUGUUAUUCGAAACAAAAUUGAAAGUAAUGGGCUUUUAGAUGACUGGCGCAAGGUGAAGACCUUCUCGUGUGUAGACGUUUUGACCUGGCAGCAGUCAUCCAUGAAUCUCACAGAAUCGGGACGCCAGCUUCUGGACAGCAAGGCGACUGAGUUUCUGAAGCCAGGGGAGCAGCUGGAGCCGGAGUGCGGCAUGAAGUUCUCCACCGUGGAAGGAUAUAAGAGCUGCCGUGACAGAGGCCAGAUCGACUUCGAUACCUUCCAGACGGUAGCACGUCAGCUUCCGCCUGAGUACACGCCGGAAAUGACAAGCUUGAGGCUUCCCCAGCUGGCGAAGAAAAUCAAGCAUCUCCCCGUCAUCCUCCCGGACAUUCUGGACAUGUUCGACUCCUCCAUACCCUUAGAGCUCUGCCUUUGGAACUCUCUUGAAACGGCGCAGGCCUCAAAAGUCUUCGCCUUUCCCAGGUCUCUAAAGGAUUUCCUUCCGAGAGACCUCAAGGAUGCAUGCAGAAAAGGUGCGGCGAAGCUGCUGCCAGGCCUCCUGAAGGCUUUAGAUGACUCUCAGCCGCACGUGCGCCAAGCUGCAGCUGAAGUUUUCGGGUUCAUCGGCAACGGCAGCGGGGCAGAACUAGCUGUGCCGAAGCUACAGGCUCUGGGCUUGAACUUCUCUUCUGAAUACCAUUCUUAUGAACACCCUGUCCAAAGACAAGCAGCUAAAGCAUUGGGCUCUAUUCGCGGAGAAGCGACCAGAGGAAUGUUGCCGGAGCUCCUGAAGGCUUUGCACGACUCUGAUGAUGACGUCCGCGGCCGUGCCGCUGAAGCACUCGGCUUUCUUGGCAAAGAGGCAUCAGAAGCCGUGCCAGGGCUGUUGCAGGCCAUGCGAAAUUCCACCUGGUACUAUGCUAGACCUUUCGCUGAAGCAUUGGGGUCUAUCGGCAAAGAAGCGAAGGAAGUCGUGCUACCCCAGCUCCUGAACGCUUUGGACGACUCUGAUGCUGGAGUCCGCAAAGGCGCCAUUAGUGCAUUGGGGCAUAUGGGCGAAGAGGCAAAGGACGAGGCGCCCAAGCUCAUGAAGGCCCUGUAUGACUCUGAUCUAGAUGUUCGCUAUUUUGCCGCUGACGCGCUAGCAAAGAUGGGUACAGAGGCCGUGCGGAAGCUCGCGAAGAAUACGGACCACUCUGACACUUGGGUCCGCGAACGUGGCCUUCGAGCAUUGAGGUCCAGCGCCAAAUUGGCCAAAGAAGCUGUGCCGGAGCUAGUGCAUGCAUUGGACGACUGGCAUUUUGAGGUCCGUGCAUCUGCCGCUGAAAUGCUGGGGUCUAUGGGUAAGGAGGCAGUCGAAGCCGUACCGAGACUCGGAACAGCUUUACUGGGUGACCCUCAUUAUUAUGUCAAACAUUGCGCCGCCUUCGCAUUGGGCGAAAUCGGCAAAGAGGCAAGCGAAGUUGUGCUGCUUGAGAUCCAGAAGGCUUUGGGCGAUUCUGAUACAUGGGUCAGAGUCUUUGCUUGUGAAGAUACAUUGAAGUUUAUGGGCAAAGAGGCAAAGGCCGCCGUGCCAGAUCUCGCAAAGGCAUUGGAGGACUCAGAGGUGGAUGUGCGCAGAGCUGCCGCUGAAGCAUUGCGGUCCCUUGGCGUGGAGGCAAAAGAAGCCGUCCCGAAGCUUUUCGAGGCCUUGGUCGAUUCGGAUGCUUCCGUCCAAGCACAUGCAGCUGUGGCACUGGGGCGCAUGGGCCUUUUCAAAGAAGCAAAGGAAUCCUUGCUGCGGAAACUCCGGAAGGAUUUGCAUGACACGGAUGAAGAAGUCCGCAAACGUGCUGCUCUGGCAGUGUGGAAAGUAGGCGAAAAAGGGUUAAAGUUGACUGAAGCUGUGCCGGAGCUCGCGAAGGCAUUGGAAGACUCUGAUUCUUCUGUCCGCUAUUAUGCCGCUGGAGCAUUGGCACUCAUGGGCCAAGAGUUGGACGAAGCCGUGCCAGAGCUCCUGAAGGAGUUGGACGACCCUAGGGCCGAAAUCCGUAUCCAUGCCGCUGAAGCAAUUGGCUCCCUUGGCAAAGAGGCAGAUGAAGUUCUGCAUCAGCUCCAGAAAGCCGCCGGCGACCCUGAUGCCCGUGUGCAGGGAGCUGCCCUUUCAGCCUUGAAAGCACUCCGGGGAAAGGUGCUGCUAACUUCAUCAGGCUAA
Messenger RNA from Symbiodinium necroappetens, 2751 nucleotides. The record is from the annotation of a GenBank genome assembly. NCBI's taxonomy places the organism in Eukaryota, Dinophyceae, Suessiales, Symbiodiniaceae.